Lasiodiplodia theobromae is the source of this 606-nucleotide messenger RNA. RefSeq names its product Heterokaryon incompatibility protein. Bases 1 to 606 code for a protein of 201 amino acids. The transcript has a single exon. NCBI's taxonomy places the organism in Eukaryota, Fungi, Ascomycota, Dothideomycetes, Botryosphaeriales, Botryosphaeriaceae. The record is from RefSeq and is a predicted model, not a curated record.
AUGGACAAGGUUUCGUCUCGGCAGGAGUACAUUGGACCAUCAUGGAGCUGGAUAAAUCCGGUCAUGAAGCAGCAAUAUAUAGAGUGGGAUGAAUCAACAGCGACUGCUGCGUGCGACAUCAUUGAAGCGGAGUCGGUCGUGGAAGGGAAAAAUCGGUUCGGCUGCGUCCAAUCUGCACAUAUUCUAAUCAGAGGGCGAUCACAGUCUCUUCCUGGUCCGACUCUGUAUGAGAAGAUCCGCUCGGGGUUUAAGAGACGGUACUGGACAGCAGGAGACAGCGGUUACUUUACCGCGGAAUGUGAACUCGACUGGUAUGUGAACGAAGACCUCGAAGAUGUUAUGGAGGAAGAGCAAGAGGAAGGCGAUGACAAGGCAUACCCCAAGAGACGCGUACUAACAGCUGCUUCUGCCAGCUGGCUGAAUGACCUGGUGAUGCUUUUGGUUGGACAAGGCUCAGAGGAUAAGACCAUGAAUGGCCUUCUGAUUGUUCGAGCGGAGAAGGAGAACGAAUGGUACCGCGUUGGAGUUUUUCGUAACUUAUUAGACAAGAGGGAAGGUAAAGACCCUCUUCAAAAUUGGGAAACGGGUACUUUCAAGCUUGUCUAA